GCGAUAUGUAGGAAUCUAACUUUUCAAAUAAUAUUAUAAGAAAUAUUUUUAGUAUAUUGAUAAUAUAAACAGUUAUUAAAGGGUCGAUUACCACAUAUAGCCACUAAGCUAAGGCAGACCUUUGUAUAAAUUUUUUUAAAGUUAGUAGAUAAUGUACUUUAACAUCAUUUUCUAGAAAUUAGGUAAGACAAUAUUUGGUAUAACUAAUAACUAUAUUUUCAUGUAGAUAUAUGGUUAUUUACAAUAUUGAACCUAGUAAAGUACCAAUCUUUUGUUUUUAUUCGUUUCGAAGUUGAACAAACCUAACCUGUGAAAAGCUACGUUGAACUUGAUCCACAUUAGUGAUAAACAUGACAUGACGGAAAACAAACGCAUCAAUCGUGAACCCUUCUUUCUUAGCCAGAGGUUUCCGUUUUCGCUUUCAUUGCUUCAUCGCACCACUCGCCGAUCCUAAAUCCUCUCCAUCAGCAGCUAAGCAUUUCUGAAAUCUUCAAAACUUUCGUAGGGGUUCCCGAUAACAACUCGCCUCUUCUACCCUCUGUAAUGGCGAUGAGAGGUGUCGAUUUCAAGUGGUACGAUGGGUUCUUCUUGUCGAUGCUUGCAACUAGUGUAAUCAUUGUAGCUAUCAAUUGGAAGAAAUACCAUACUUGCCAUUACCCCUUGCAUAUAUGGAUUGUGGUUGAUUACACCACCGUCUUUAUCUUCCGCGUCUUAAUGUUUGUUGACAAUGGUCUUGCUGCUGCCCUUGGCUUGGAUUUUGGAAGUCAACAACGGAACAUUGGGUUUUGUGGGAGAGUGGUGGUGCUCUCUAUCCUAUCUCUUUUGCUCUAUCCAUCUCUGUGGGCUUGGACUGUAAUCGGUACAAUAUGGUUUACAAGGGCAAAAAGCUGUUUACCUGAAGAAGGCCAAAAAUGGGGUUUCCUCAUUUGGCUGAUAUUCAGCUACUCUGGCCUCCUCUGCAUUGCUUGCAUCUGUGUCGGAAAGUGGUUGGCGCGAAGACAGGUGCACGUGUUACGUGCUCAGCAGGGAAUCCCGAGCUCAGAGUUCGGGAUUUUAGUUGACAUGAUUAGGGUUCCUGACUGGGCAUUUGAAGCCGCGGGCCAAGAGAUGAGAGGCAUAAGUCAAGAUGCUGCUGCUGCAUACCAUCCUGGACUUUACUUGACUCCUGCUCAGACUGAAGCCGUGGAGGCACUCAUACAAGAACUUCCAAAGUUCAGGUUAAAAGCCGUCCCAGAUGAUUGCGGUGAAUGCUUAAUCUGCUUAGAGGAGUUCCAUAUUGGACAUGAGGUUAGAGGUUUACCUUGCGCCCAUAAUUUCCAUGUGGAGUGCAUAGACCAGUGGCUGCGUUUGAACGUGAAAUGUCCUCGGUGCCGGUGCUCAGUCUUUCCAGACCUCGAUCUCAGCGCAUUAUCCAAUCUCCAGAGCUCAUCAACACAACAGCCCCCACAGGGGAACACGGAAACAACAGAAGCUCGGUACAUAAGAAGCCAACCACAAAGCGAGAGCUACUUCCUGAGACUUCAGUCUCUAAUUCACCCGGUCCAUACUGACACCGCUCUGGAGACUGCAGAGAACGGUGGAGUUCCUCCUGUCUUGGCUGGUCGAUCUCCAUCUGGGAGAUGAGAGACAUAAGUGUGAGUCGAGUCUAUGGUUUUUCUACUCAUUACUAACUCUCGACUGAUCGAAGGAAAAAUAAUAAUAAUUAGCACAUUUUGAGUCUUCCUACCCCUUGUAAGUUUUCACCUUUGACACUCUUACAAUGUAAAUAAAUUGGGGGGGUUGAAAGAAAAGGAAAAAAAAAACAAUAUUUGGGGUUUUACAUUGGGAAUGAAGAACUGUACAUGUCCAUACUCUUUAACGGUAGAGGAUGUUCUUACUACUUUUGCUUAGUUAUGGUUUCCUCAGGUUGACACCAAA
Messenger RNA from Brassica rapa (field mustard), 1917 nucleotides. RefSeq names its product E3 ubiquitin-protein ligase SIS3. The record is from RefSeq and is a predicted model, not a curated record. Gene Ontology annotation, biological process: sugar mediated signaling pathway. NCBI's taxonomy places the organism in Eukaryota, Viridiplantae, Streptophyta, Magnoliopsida, Brassicales, Brassicaceae. Gene Ontology annotation, molecular function: ubiquitin-protein transferase activity.